This is a messenger RNA of Eutrema salsugineum, 870 nucleotides long. RefSeq lists its product as uncharacterized. The record is from RefSeq and is a predicted model, not a curated record. The coding region runs from base 1 to 870 and encodes 289 amino acids. The transcript is spliced from 2 exons. Lineage: Eukaryota; Viridiplantae; Streptophyta; Magnoliopsida; Brassicales; Brassicaceae. Gene Ontology annotation, molecular function: zinc ion binding; nucleic acid binding.
AUGAAUGACGGUGAUAACAUCAAGGAUUUCACGGGAAAACUAAUUGAUUUGGGAAAUCAAUUAAGAGUCCAUGUAGAAGAGAAAACAGAUGAUCAAAUAGUUCAAAAGAUACUCAUCUCUCUUCCUGAAAAGUUUGAUAGUAUUGUUGCCGUGAUGGAGCAAACAAAGGAUUUGCAAACUUUGGCCGUAUCAGAGUUGAUCGGUACUCUUCAAGCCCAUGAAAGUCGUGUUGCUUCACGAUAUGAGAGUUCGACUGAAGGAGCGUUCUAUGAAGAAAAGAAACGUGAAAACAAGAAGGCCAAGAAAUGGUGUGGCGUUUGCAAACGAAACAAUCACAAUGAAAGCGAAUGUUGGUUCAAGCAAAAGAAGAACCAAGGUGGCUCUUCACAAAAGGUUGUAAACAAUGAGAGAAGGUGUUUCGUGUGUAACAAACUGGGAUAUCUUGCAAAGAACUGCAAACUUAGAAAAUCCGAGAGAGCGGAUCUAAGUCUAGAAGAAACAGAUGAUGAAGAUCACAUGCUGUUUAGUGCGGUUGAAAAAAAAAUAUCAUCGAAAAUAGAUGAUGAAACGUGGUUAGUUGACAGCGGGUGCACUAACCAUAUGACCAAGGAAGUUAAAUACUUCAUCACUCUUGAUCAAAGCAUAAAGGUUCCGAUCAAAGUGGAGGAUGAUAAUAAAUGCCUCAUCAACGAUCCUCAAGGGAAAAGGAUUCUGAACAUUAAGAUGAAGCAUAAGAGUUUUCCACUCAGAUGGAGUAACUUAGAAGCAAGUGGUUUACUUGUGAGUGCAGAAGAAGCUGCAGUUUCACAGGGAAAGAUAGAGCAAAGGGUUGAUGAGAUUGACUUGAAUGUUGAUCCAUUGGAGAAUUAA